This is a messenger RNA of Hydra vulgaris (swiftwater hydra), 2202 nucleotides long. Its product is annotated as dnaJ homolog subfamily C member 21. Gene Ontology annotation, cellular component: cytoplasm. Lineage: Eukaryota; Metazoa; Cnidaria; Hydrozoa; Anthoathecata; Hydridae. Gene Ontology annotation, molecular function: zinc ion binding; nucleic acid binding. The record is from RefSeq and is a predicted model, not a curated record.
UUUUAAAAUAAAAUGAAAUGUCACUAUGAUGUCUUGUGUGUGGAACGCAAUGCUGAUGAUACGGAAAUUAAAAAAGCAUAUCGUAAGCUAGCUUUGCAACUACAUCCUGAUAAGCAUGUUGAUGAAUCUGAAAAAUAUACUCAACUUUUCCGAGAAGUACAAGCUGCUUAUGAAGUUUUAAGUGACAAACAAGAACGUGCGUGGUAUGACAAACACAGAGAGUCUAUUUUAAAGGGCAGUGAGGAUGUUGUAGACGAUGAUGUUGAUUUAAUGCAGUAUUUUAAUCCUUCAGUUUAUAGUGGGUAUGACGAUGGAGCAACUGGCUUUUAUACAAUAUUCAGAGAUGCCUUUCGCAAAAUAGCUGAGGAGGACGAACCUUAUUUGGAGGGAGAUAUAAGUGACUACAAUGUUCCGGAUUUUGGCAAUUCUCUCAGUGACUAUGAUGAUGUUGUUAAAUUAUUUUAUUCAUACUGGCUUGGUUAUUGUACUAAAAAAUCUUAUGUUUGGAAAGAGAAAUAUGAUUUGCGCCAAGCACCAAAUCGUCCCACCCAGAGGUUAAUGGAAAAAGAAAAUAAAAAAGCUAGAGAUGCUUGUAAGAAAAAAAGAAAUGAAGAUGUUCGAGCGUUAGUUUCAUUUGUACGAAAAAGAGAUAGACGAGUUCAGGCUUAUAUAAAAGAUCUUGAAAAGAAACAGGAAGAGCAAAAAAACAAUUUGUUAAAAAAAAUGGAAGAGGAUAAACGAAAUCGUAAUAAAAUACUAAAUGAUUAUAAAGAACAAGACUGGAUGGCAUUUGAUGAGUCUAAGCUAGAUGAUAUAGACUCACAUUUUGAUAAUCAUUUCGGAAUUACAAAACAAAGUAACCCUGAUGACAUCAGUAGUACAGGUGAAGAUGAGAUUGAAGCAUUUUAUUGUAUAGCUUGUGAAAAAACAUUUAAAAGCGAAAAAGCAUUAAGUAACCACGAAAAGUCAAAGAAGCAUAAAGAAAAUGUACAGCUUAUAAAAAAUGAAAUGGCUGAUAGCUUAACUUCAGAAGAAAGUGAAGUAGAUGGUUUAACAAAUGACAUUCAUAAAAUAAAUGUUAAAGAUUCUGAAGAAUGUGAUAUUGAUGGGGAUUCACCAUAUUUUCGAUUAAAUUCUCUAAGCCUACCAGCAAAUGUUGUUAAAUUGAAUAUUGUUGAGCGCAAACUCUCUCGAGAAAAGAAUGGGCCCAAACUUUCCCAUGAAAAUUCAGAAUGUGAAUCUGAAGUCCUUAAAAGUAAUAAUUCUGAUCCGAUUAAAAACCGACAAAGAAAUAUAUCUGAAAAUGACAUUAAUGAUGAUGAUAUUGACGAAAUUGAAUGGAUUGCUAGAAUGGCCUCAUAUACUGGCAAUAGUUUUAUAAAUCCUGUCAAUUUUACUGAAAAAAAUAAAAAUUUUAAUACCGAAACCGAUGCGGCAGCAAAAGCUUAUCUUGGAAUUAGUUCAAUUACCGAUUCUAUUAAGAUAUCUAAAAGUCAAAGACAAUCAAAAUCUAACCGUAAAAAAAAGAGAGAAAAGCUACCAAAUGAAAAAGAUGGAGAAGAUGGUAAACAUGAUAGCGUGUUUUUAGUAGAAGUGAAUGGAGAAAAUUUACUCGAAACAGAGAGUAAUCCACAUAAUGAUGGCUCGCUUAAGAGUCACUCGUUAGAUUCACUACGGUAUAAUAAAGACAAAAUAGAACAUCGAGGUAAAAAUAAACUUUUACAAAAAAGUUUAUCCGAAGAAGCUGAAUCACAGGUAGUAAAACUUAAAAAAACAGACUCGCCUAAAAAAGACAAAAAUAAAAACGGUGAAGACGAUGACGUUAAUGACACUUUAAAAUGCCAAACUUGUAAGAAAGAUUUCCCUACAAGAAAUAAAUUAUUUAAUCACAUCAAAGAGGAAGGCCAUGAACUUUUAAAAGUUAACGUUAAACGUAAAAAAAAUAAAAGGAAAGAGUAGUGAUUAUAGUUCUUUUAGAAUAAAAAUCUUAACUGUUACCUUUUUUUUUAAAUUUGUUUAGCUAGUUUUACCAAUGACCUUAACUUGUUAUGACAUUUUUUAGUUACUAUAUUCGAAAGUCUUGAAAGUCUUGUUGCGAUAUUUCCACGUAGACUUUUCGAAAAUUAUAGUUGCCGAAAACCAGUAUAAAAAAAUUUAUUGUAAUCUUAGGUUACAUUUGAAAGACCCAUUUGUCUUUAUUGA